AUGGCUAAAGACGUGGAGAAAUUCUGUGCAGCAUGCGUGUCUUGCGCAUCAUCCAAGAAGUCGACUCAGAAACCGUACGGGCUGCUGAAACCAUUACCGGUACCCAAAUACCCGUGGGCACAGAUUGGCGUCGAUUUCCUGGGACCAUUAACGGAAUCCGCGACCCUACUGGGUAAAUUUGACAUGGUAUGCGUGGUAAUCGACCACUUUACGUGCAUGGCGCACUUGAUACCAACAAGGUCGGACUACACGGCCCGCGACAUGGCCGAGGUAUUUCACGCGAACGUCUUUAGGCUGCACGGGGUACCCGAGAUCAUCAUUAGCGAUAGAGACAAGUUAUUUACAUCGAUCUUCUGGAAGACGCUCUAUGAACUAUUAGGUACCGAACUGAGACUGUCGUCGGCGUUCCACCCACAGACGGACGGGCAGACCGAAAGACUCAUACGCACGAUACUGGCACUGAUACGCGUGUGCAUAAACCCAGCGUUGAGAGACUGGGCAACCAAAUUACCUAGUAUCGAGUUCGCAGUAAACUCGGCUAGAUCGGAGACCACCGGGUUCAGUCCAUUUGCACUGAAUUACGGACGAACCCCACGUCCGAUAUUAGUGCGAACCAAUACUGACAUGUACGGGGUACGCGACGCGGCCCGCAACAUCAAAUACGCACUAAUGAUAGCACACGAUGCCAUCAUUGGUUCGCGAAUAAGUCAGAUGGUCGAAGCUAACAGGCAUAGAAGACCUUCACCGUUUAAGACCGACGACUUAGUAUAUGUUAGUACCAAGAACAUGAGAGUGCCGCUGGGGAAACCACACAAGUUAUUGGCGCAAUGGAUCGGGCCAGUAAGAAUAGACGGUGUGGUCAAGGAAGGGGCCACUUACCACGUAGAGUUGCCCGACGACUUGAAGCGAAGAGGAAUAAAGCCAAUAUUCCACGCGUCGCUACUGAAACCACAUGUACCAUAUGAGGAUCGUCGCUUCCCGGGAAGGAACUACAAGCAGAUAGCCUCCUUAGAAGCCGAUGAUGAUGAAUGGGCGGUUGAGCGGAUAGGCGGACAUCGCGGCAAGGGGAAUAACGCGAUGUUUGAGAUAGUAUGGCAAUCGGGAGACCGUACCUGGGAAUCAUACCGCGUGGUACGGCACCUUGAGGCCCUAAGACAAUAUUUCGAAGCCUUAGGGAUCAGCCGCACUAAAGAGCUACCGUGGAAAGAAGACGGGGAAGUACCGUACGAUGAACUUAGUGAUAGUGGGUCUGAAACCCUCGAAUGCGCAAGCGUAAGGGUACUUAAGGAAGCGAUAUGGGAACCUCAACCGGUCAUCAGCACCAUAUCUCACUGCCUAAGACUAGAUCCUUUAUUAUCACACUUGACUCUAUCUACAAAAUGUACCACGGCCGGCGAAGACGCCGCAGUCGCGACCGAGAACGACGGCGGGAUGCACCACCAGCGUACGACCCAGGACCCGACGAACGAGUCGAUGCAGGCUUACUACGGCUGCUCAACACGGUGGCCCAGACCAGCCUCGAAACCGUUAGGGCAAGAAACGCCCCACUCCCACAAAGGGGAAGGCGAGGACGGUUCGGGAGGCCGAACAUGGCCAGGUCCCCGCAUGUCGGGAGAGGUCAGAUGGACCUGUACGAAGGUAUUAUUGGCGUCAGUACCAAUGGGCCAUUGCGUGCACGACCGAGAGAGCGGACUUACCAAGGGUCAUCUACAGGAAGACGCCUUAAACGGCGACGCACUCGACUUAAUGCUAGGAAUCGCGGCCGAUCACCUACCAGAAGCACGUCGGCCUCCCGGUCUAGCGAGGGAUCCACCGUACGAGGAAGAAGUACCUCGACCGAGCACGGACGAAGAACGCGAACGGGAAGAAAACGAGCGCGUACCCGAUCCAGUCCCUACGACCCUACCGGAUCCGGUCGAGAGGGGACCGGCGAAUCAUCCGAGGAGACCAGCGACGGAACCGACCCAGGCGGGGACGAUUGGACGGCAAGUCAACGAACUGGCAAGGAAGGUAUCGCUGGCGAUUCUCUCGGUCGAGAACGUCAUAUCAGGAGUGGGACAUCAUGGAAGACAUGUCCCGUAUCGCGCUUCGAGCACUAAGGAUAGAAGACGAACCCAGGAUCGGGGACGCAAACUACCCCCAGGAGCUGAUCAGGAGGGCGUAUCCCAUGCCCCAGAUGCCAGAGUCGACGGAGAGGGCGAUCGACGACCUCAUACUGGGGAUCGAGGAGCACUGGGCGACGGUCAGGGGGAACAAGGCGACUUUGAGACACUACGUACUGUCGAGGCUCCCGAAUCCAGCAUCGGAGAGGACGAGGACGAGCCCUCACCUGGUAGCGACGCAGGAGCCGAGCCGGCCAUCGUCGGCGACCGAGACGACCUAGAUGUCCGCGAUGCCACUGACCACGUUGCCAAGUGGACCAACCUCGGGCCAGACAUCGAGAUGCGGGACGCCGACAAGGGACUCAAGACCAUCGAGCCUGAACAACCUUGCAUCUCCCCAAGGAAGCUCGAACUCAAGCGAUCUUCUACGCGUCGAGGAUCUGAUCGAAACGACGGAAAAGGAGGAGAGCGAACCGACGGAGGAAAGGGAAGGAAGUGA
This is a messenger RNA of Rhizoctonia solani, 2601 nucleotides long. Its product is annotated as Transposon Ty3-I Gag-Pol polyprotein. Gene Ontology annotation, molecular function: nucleic acid binding. The transcript is spliced from 2 exons. Gene Ontology annotation, biological process: DNA integration. The record is from RefSeq and is a predicted model, not a curated record. Bases 1 to 2601 code for a protein of 866 amino acids. NCBI's taxonomy places the organism in Eukaryota, Fungi, Basidiomycota, Agaricomycetes, Cantharellales, Ceratobasidiaceae.